AUGUCAGUACAAGCAGAUGAUCCAUUGGAACCAUUCUACUUCGAGCAUGAGGAGCAGGAGAUCUGCGGGAAGCUCGUACCUCCCAUUACAGAUAGCUUCCAGGAGGAUUACCCCACCGUUGUGGACCGCUUUUUCACCAGAUAUUACUACUUCAAGGGAGAUGCUCCCUACCAAGUGCUCUACCACUCCAAUCGCAUUUGUCUGAUUUGCCUGGCUCCCGAGCACCCUGCUCUAGCACAAGGCAUCUCAUCGGUCAACUUUGAUAUAGGGAACGUAGAUCGCAGCCAGAAUGUGGUCAAGGGCAAGGGAAAAAAGGGCGGAAUGAUCCUACAGGCGGAGUCCACCUUGGCACUGCUCACCACAGCAAAUGGAGCAACUUACAAGGUGCCCAGCUGUAUUCGGGGCAAGCUGGUGGAGGUAAACACUGCCAUUGUGGAGGAGCCAAAGCUUCUGGAGCAACUCCCUGAGGGAGCCGGCUACUUCGCCAUUCUUCUGCCCAAAAUCGAAAACUGCGAUGCAAUCAAGGCGAGUCUUUUAACCCAGGAGCAGUAUGAGGAGCGCCUGAAAACGAAGAACGAUGGUCUACCUCAAAUUGAGUCCACCGAGGACCACACUCAAAACAAAAAUAAGGAGGUGCUGGCGUGAUUUUGUCCCUGAUUUCGCUGUUAUGCAUUAUCUAUAAAAGGCCUUUGUAUUUUAAAAUAAUGAUUCAUAUAUUAUAUUGUUCAUAGUCAAUGAAGGGAAUGCAUUGAGUAUGCGUUACCAUACCUUUUGACAGUAAACGACAAAUAAUAUUUUCUC
Messenger RNA from Drosophila simulans, 801 nucleotides. RefSeq names its product protein Abitram. Gene Ontology annotation, molecular function: actin monomer binding; actin filament binding. The transcript has a single exon. Lineage: Eukaryota; Metazoa; Arthropoda; Insecta; Diptera; Drosophilidae. Gene Ontology annotation, biological process: dendrite morphogenesis; regulation of actin filament polymerization; regulation of filopodium assembly. The record is from RefSeq and is a predicted model, not a curated record. The coding region runs from base 1 to 645 and encodes 214 amino acids. Gene Ontology annotation, cellular component: filopodium tip; dendrite; nucleus.